Molecule: messenger RNA, 2547 nt
Organism: Drosophila erecta
Lineage: Eukaryota; Metazoa; Arthropoda; Insecta; Diptera; Drosophilidae
Gene: uncNacbeta
Product: proteoglycan 4
Exons: 2
Coding region: 48-2447 (799 amino acids)
Cellular component (GO): nascent polypeptide-associated complex; cytosol
Source: RefSeq, a predicted model, not a curated record
CCGUGGAGUUGCACAUCGUGUCUCUGUAGCUGGCCAACGAUUUCAACAUGAAUGUGGAGAAGCUGAAGCGUCUGCAGGCCCAGGUCCGGAUCGGCGGCAAGGGCACGCCCCGUCGGAAGAAGAAGGUCAUGCACCAGACGGCGGCCACCGACGAUAAGAAGCUGCAGAGCUCUCUCAAGAAGCUGUCGGUGAGCACCAUCCCGGGCAUCGAGGAGGUCAACAUAAUCAAGGACGACCUGACCGUGAUUCACUUCAACAACCCCAAGGCGCAGGCCUCUCUUUCGGCCAACACCUUCGCGGUCACAGGUCACGGCGAAACCCGGAAGGUGGUCGAAAUGCUGCCGGACAUCCUGCCCCAGCUGGGCCAGGAAACGGUCGUCCAGCUGCGGAUGUAUGCCAAUGCCAUGAACAAUCAGAAGGGGGCGCCAGGCAGCGGAGUAGGACCUCUUCCAGCGGAGGAGGAUGACGAUGUGCCCUUGCUCGUGGGCGAUUUUGAUGAGGUGGCCAAGGUGGAAGCGACCAAGCAGCCGGUACAGGAGCCCAAGGAAUCUGUGGAUAACAAGCCAAAGGAAAAGCAACAGCAGCAGUCCAAGAAGGACCAGAAGCAGACCCCGAAGGUUCCGGAGUCCCCCAAUCCCAGCGAGAUACCCAAAGAUAAACAGGAAAAUAAGAAGGGUCAGGCGAAGAACAGCAAGAAGAGUGAUCCACAGGGCAACAAGGACAAGCCAAAUAAAGGCAAGGACCAGGCCAAGGUUCAGCCUGCUCCCCAAACCAACAAGGAAAUGACACAAGCUGCAAGGAAUAAUCUUCCAACCCCCGCGGUAGAGCCGAAAAAGGAUCAAGUGCUUGCUGUUGACCAAAAGAUAGAAGCCAACGCUGCGAUUCAAAAGGCGGAGCAACCUAAACCCGCUCAGACCAAGCCCACUGACCCGAAAGUAGAAGCUAAAUCGGCGGAGAAGCAGGUGGAAAAAGCAAAACCCAUUGAUCAGUCCAAAACCAAAGAGACCAAGGUGGAACAACCGAAACCAACUCAGAAACAAGUAGAUGUGAACACCCAGCCCAAGCCCACUGCAGAUGGGAGUGAAGAUAAACCAGCGGUACCAACCCCAGAACCCCAGAAAUCCGGUUCAGCACAGACUUCGGGAAAGGCGCCUACCCCUCCUGCUGUCCAGACUCUCGCCCAGAUUGUGGCUUCAGAGCCCGCAAAGCAGGGAAGUCCUGCAGAGAAACUAGCCAACGAAGCGGCUGCCGCUCCUAAAGCUGAGGAGCAGAAAAAGGAUUCGACCUGUCCAGCUAAGGUGGAGCCAACUCCAUCUCCAUCUCCAUCUCCAUCUGCACAAGUCCCAGUCACCACUGCUGAGCCCCCCAAGAGCGCUCUUAAACAGGAUUCACCUCCAAAGGCCGCUCCCAAGCAGUGUUCUCCACCCAAGAAUGUUCAAAAGCAGGAAUCACCAGCACAGAGUGCUCCCAAACAGGAUUCAGCGCCUAAAAGUGCUCCCAAACAGGAUUCCCCACCAAAGGGUGUUCCCAAGCAGGAUUCAACCCCCAAAACUGCUCCCAAACAGGAAUCACCACCACAACAAAAGACUCCACCACCAGCUAAACAGGAUGCACCACCUGCAGAAGUGGCUAAAGUUCCAGCUCCAGAAGGUUUAAAAACGCCAGUACCAGAAGUCACCAACGUUUCUCAGGCACCUCCACAACCUCAAGGUCCGGCUGCACUCGCUUCUGAAAAGACAGCGGAUACGCCAAAGGCAAUUGAAGAUCCGAAGGCUGCAUCCAAGAAGCAAUCACCACCACCCACUAAGCCAGUGACGGCCCCAGUUCCGUUGGCACCUGCCACUCCAGCUGAGCCGCCAUCUCCUUUGGCUCCGUCCACUCCGCCAUCGACUCCCACAUCCGUGCCACCAUCUGCAGCGGCAGUGACCCCCCCAUCUCCCGCCACGGUGACUCCUCCAUCGCCUGCUGCAGUUACUCCGCCUCAGAAACAGGCGGCGGCUCCCCAAGCGAGCAUUAAGAAGCAGGAGGCAGCACCGAAGCCUAAACAGCAGCAGCCAGCCAACAAGCCACAGCAGGCGCAAAAGCAACCCCCAGGAGGAGCAGGUGGAUCAGCUGGACCAGGAGGGAACAAGGCCGUGCAGAAACAGCCGAACCCCAAUGCCAAUGCCAAGCCAGCAGUUGCUCCAAAGCCAGCCCCGUCUACUCCAAAACCAGCUGCUGCUUCUCCAAAGGCACCCCCCAAUCAGGCAAAUGCACAACAGCAGGGCAAAGCAGCAAGCAAAGCCUCUCCUCCAAAGCAAACUGGACCAACUGGAGGGCAGCAGAAGUCAGCGGCGAACGCCUCGAAGGCCACACCCUCCCCGAAAUCGGCCGCCUCCCCAAAAGCUACCUCCCCGAAGGCUGGAACUCCUUCCAAUCCGGCUCCCGCUUCUGGAGGUCCUAACUGAUCCUCCUUCAAUCACUUUUUUAAUCGGCUCCCUUGCAUUUCAAACUCACACGCAUUUUCAGACCCCAUUUUCGCUUUCGCUAGUCUCUUAUGAAUCCGGG